Molecule: messenger RNA, 10613 nt
Organism: Orbicella faveolata
Lineage: Eukaryota; Metazoa; Cnidaria; Anthozoa; Scleractinia; Merulinidae
Source: RefSeq, a predicted model, not a curated record
CAACUUGAAAAUACUACUUCAAGACAUGAUGUGAUUUGAAACUGAUUCUGUUGCUAAACCCAAAUCUGCGUUCUUUUAACAAGCUUCACUUCCUAUUUAAAUUCGUUUAAAAUGCGUUUGUUUAGUCAAAGUUUUGGUUACAUAUUUUUAUUUGGCUUUUCCCCAGUAGCUAAAUGGAAUCAUUCAGCGAUAUUUACAUAAAUGCCUUCCUAACUCCUGACUACACAUGAUUACCUCUUAAACUUCCCAUUUUUGUUCUUCGGCCAGCAUUACCUCUUUAUACCCAGCAGCGUCUGUCUCAUUUGUGAUAUUUUCGUUUGUUCUCCUGAGUGUUAAGCCACCAUGGCUGACGAAGACGGAAACGCCGAUAACCUUGAAAAUCCAGCAAAGGCUGAAACCCUCCCAAAGAAACUUCUCGAACAAGUAGCUUCCAUAACAGACAAGAUUAAGAAAAAGAAAGUGCACUUAGAGGAGGUCGCAGAAAAAUAUCACAAUGAAGCUAGACAUCUGCAGGGAAUAUCAUCGAAACUCAGCGAACUCAAAGGAUCGUUUAAUGAAGGCGAGAAGAUAAAGGCUGAAUUUGAGGAAUAUUGCGAAUUGAUUAACUUCAGAUGCCUGGAUGUCACUGAGAAGGUUGUGAAACUGGACGACAUCUUAGAUGAAGUAAGAUUAGAGGAGGAAAAGGCUCCUCGGUUUACGGAGCUAGCUCAAGGCAUAGAAACUGCAUCGCUUUCAACCGGCGAAGGUCGUAAAGAGUUCCUGGAUUUGAAGCAAGAAGUUGACGAUUGGCUUGAUGCUGUUCGCCGCAAGUUUAGAGAGGGAAAGAAGAGGAAGUUGAGCCUCUAUUCCAAAGGUAAUGUUGAGGACGUUACUCAGUCGUUAAAUGCCUGGAGGAAAGCUUCAGAAGUUGCAAGAGAAUACAGUCGUAAAUUGGUUUUGCUGAAGAGAGAUACGGAUUCUAACGAACAAGACAUGAGAAGAGAAAUAGAAAGGAUGGAAGCUGAGAUCGGAACUCUCAAAGAACAUAAUAAGACAUUAGAUGACGAGAUUUCCCUUCUGAGGGGGAAAAUAUUGGAAACAGAACAGACGAUUCUUGAAACUCAGACGUUGCAUGAUGACGUUACUGAUGAUCUAAGAGAGCAGAUCAAAGACCUCCGUCAGCAGUUAAAUGACGAAAAAGAUCGUAACAAGGCUCAGGUCGAUGAAAUAGAGAGGAAGGAAACUGGAAUUGUGGCUCUCCGUGAACAUAACAAGGAACUGGAUGAUGCCAUAACCCUAAUGAAGAGUAAACUUUCAGAAGCGGAACAGACAAUUCUUCAAAAUCGAACUUUCCACGAUGAAAUAGCAGAAGAUCUAAGAGAGAAGCUGAAAGAUCUCCGUCAGGAGCUGAAUGAAGAGAACAGUGCUAAGUUUGAAAUGGAGAUGGAAUCUGAUCGAAUCAAGGGAAGACUGCAAGACCUGGAAUCGCGAGAAGAACUUAAUCAAAGGAAGAUUGAGAUGCUCCAGGAGCGUAAUAAACUCCUAGAAGAGGACGUGGAAUCCUUAAGAGAGCGACUCUUGGUUGGAGAACAAGGGAAAAAUGAUGCAGAAGCGCUGCUGUUUGAAAUACAAAAGGAAUUGCAGGUUCUUGACGAUGCAAAAGACGACGAAGAUGCGGGAGAGGAUAACGCAAACGAAUUUAAGCGGGUUAACCGCCUCGUGCAGACGCUGAAGAACAAGCUAGAGGAAAAUCAAGGGUAUAUAGAAAACUUAGAAAGCGAAAUCAAAGGGGAAAGAGAUCGCAACAAUGAAAACACCAGUGAGAUAGAAAAGCUCUUGCGAAAAAUCGAGGUUGAAGAAAAAGGGAAAGAGGAGCAAGGACAGCUGAUUGACACAAUCCGGAAUUUGCUGGACGAAAAUGAAAAGUUGGCUGCUGACCUCGAAUCCCAAAACAAAGCUCUGAAUGAAGAUAUCGCAGAAGAAAGAGAAAGGGUCAUGGAGUUGCGAGAGAGAGUCGGGGAGCUCCAGCAAACUAUCAGCGGCGAGAAGAGAGCCAACUUCGACAUGGAAAUGGAGGUUUCAAGACUCAAGAAUAAAAUAGAGGACGAGGAAUCCAAGAAUGAACUCGGCCUGAAAAGAAUUGAACUUCUUCAAAAGGAAAUCACCACGUUAUUGGAUACCAUCAAGGAAAAGGUGGAAACGAUCGAGGAACUGCGUUCUCAACUUUACGAUUAUGAAGAACUAAAAGUCAAACUUAGGGCUGAAAGACAAAGAAACGAAGACAAUGAACAGAGUAUCAUGGAGCUACAAAACAGAAUGGUUCAGAAUGAGCACACCCUAGAGGAAAAAGAGGUAGAGAUAAGAUAUAUCAAAGCUGAGUUAAAAAACACCAAGGAGAAACUGGAGAAUGUGGAGAAAGAACUAGAGUGGAUCAAGGAGAAUAAUGACUUAUUGUCAGGCAUCCUUCAAGAAAAAGACAGGGGCUUGCAGGAGAAGGAAGAAAGACUUAAACAAGCGCUGGUAAACCUCAACUCGGAACGCUCAGUUCAAAAUGAGUAUUCGAUGAAAUGCGAAAUGUUGGAAAAGAAGAUUUACCUGACUGAAUCAGAAAACAAAGAAAUAACAAAAGUAGCUGAACUUGCUGAGAGCGAAUUGCAAAAGGAAAGGGAGAAAAGUGGUAACCAAGAUAGUGAGAUACUUAAAUUAAAAGCCCAAAUAGAAGAAGAACGCAAAAAGAACGAGGACAGCCAACGAGUUAUUUAUGAACUCGAGGAGCAGCUUUCAGAUGCCGAUGCUUUAAAUCAGUAUAACCAGGGGAUCAAGUCAAGUUCUAUUGAGAACAUAAUGGAGGCAGAAAAGCAAAACGAGCAGCUUCUUAACAUCAUUGAAGAGUUAAAACAGAACGUUAACGAAAAGGAACUUGGCAUCGAAGAACUAGUUGAGAGCUACGCCGUUGAGGAACAGAGGCUCAGGGACGAGAUAUUGCAGCUUCAAGGUCAGCUAGGUUUGUCCAAAAUGGACAGUCAGACAAAAUCGGAGAUUAUUAAGUAUCUUAAAGGAGAAAUUGAAAGAAUGCGAAAUGUGAUGAGGAUCAAAGAGUCAGUUCUUGGGAUUGAAGGAGAACCAAGUGAAUCAGGUGAGAAGGCGGCCAGAUAUGUUCAAGAACUUGAACAAAGGCUGGGAACAGCUGGAUUACCCGGACAUUUUGAACAUUUUGACGCCGACGAAGAACUAGAAGAACGAGAAGCUCAAGUUCAGGAACUUUUGGAAAUCUUGGAAAGCGAAAAGGAGAGAAAUAUAGUAUACGAGGAGAUGAUUCAACAAUUAGAAGAAAUGGUGAACCUAAAUGCUGAAAUAAAGGACGCGGACGAAUCAGACCAAGGACGAACGGAGGAAGCAAAUGAGGCCCGAAAGGUACUUUAUUCUAAGAAGGAACAAUACAAAGACAGGAAACGAAAGUACAUCCAAGAUGAGAUUGUCAGGUUGGAAGAUGUCGUGGAAGAUCUUCGUGGCAGAUUAAGAGCUGAGCAAAGGCAUGUCCAAGAUCGGGACAAACUUAUCUCUAAGUUAAACGAAGCCAGCAACAGAGACCUUAAAAGAAACGAAGAACUUACAGCACAGCUACAUGCUAUGAAAGAAAAGGCCAUGCAGCAACUACAACAUUCCGAAGAGAUGGCAAAGAAGGUUGAAGAUGGGCAGAAACUCAUUCGAGAUUUAGAAGUACAAGUGGAUAAGGAGAAACUACGGGCUCAAACUAUUGAAGGGGUGCUGUCAUCACAGAAGGGACAAUCUAGUGAAAAGAAGGAGGUUAGCAAGGACCUGAAGCGCAGAGUCGAGGAAUACCAGAAAACUGUCAACGACAUUAAGGGAAAAGUGGACAAGAUAAAUCGUCAUUUACACUGCAUGUCACCUGGCUCACACGAAACGCACCGCAUGGGUUCCCCUGAUGCUGCAGUAAAAAGAAUCAACGAGCGGCUUGCCUCACACAGUUCUUUUAUCAGAGAACUCAAAGCCAGUGUAAGCACCGUUGAGGAAACAAGCAAGAAUAUCCGAGCUGAGCUGAAGACUCAAGCGGACAAAAAUAGCAAACAAGACAAGAAAAUUGCAGAUUUGCUAGGCAAAUCGACAGAGUACGACAAUCUCGUGGAGGAGAUGAAACAAGAACUUGGCGAAAUAAGGAAGAGGUACCAGGAAUUAAGCGGCGAACUUGGACCGGAAGAAGAAGUGGGCGAUUCAGCUGAUGGCAGACCGGAAAGUCCUACGAAGAUAGUACGAAGCAUGCCUGAGCAUGAACUAAGCAAGCAGUUGUCAAACUUCGAAGAACUGUUGGAGACCAUAUUUUCGGAAGAAGCCCGAAGGAUUGAGGAAUUACAAGACAAGUUAGAUGACGUGGUCAAGAAAAACGUCGAGUUUUCGUCAAUUCUGUACGAGAUUAGAAAUAAUCUUGAAGACGACAGGGCAAAGCGAGGACCUUGGGAAGUCGAAAGAGAUGACUUGAAAGCGACAGUGGCAAAGAACGAAGUCAAGAUUGAUCAUUUAGUGACCAAUUUACAACAAGAGGAAAUGACAAAAGGAAGGCUUGAAGAUAAGAUAAAACUACUGGAGGAAGAACUUAGGGAGAAGGAGAAGAUAGUAGCAGCAUCACAAGUGGAUAUUCGUGAAGCAGAAGGAACAAUUCACAGGCUCGAAGCAGACUUGGCGGAAGAAAAAGAACGCAAUUUUGACUUACAAGAGCGCGUGAUAAAAGAAAUGGAAGAUAAUCUUCGGGAAAGCAAAACUAAGCUGGACGAAAUUCGAAUACAAGCAGACCAAGAGGUACGAAAGACGGUCGAUAUAUCUGCUGCAGAAAAGUCACAGAAGGAAAUACGAAUCAAGGAAUUGGAAAAUGAGAUGCUGAAGCAAACUGCUCUCCUCGACGAGUUGAAGUCUUAUCUGGAAAAGGAACAGAAUCACGUGUUUGAAUUGACUGAACGCUUAGAGAUGGAGCGCAAUCACGCUGCCAUGAAAGAUACCAUGAUUAAGAACAUUACGGAGAAGUUGAAAAGGGAGGGAGAACGUAGCGAAGAACUGCGCAAACUCAUCGAAGAGGCAGAAGAUAGAACGCUUCGAAUCAGUGAAGCCCUCACUAACGAACAAGUUCGGGGAGUUGAGCAAGAGGAACAGAUGAAACAUUUGCGUGACAUAAUAAAUGAAGAACAAAAUAGAUUAUGCGAGACGAGAGAUGUUCUGGAAGAAGAAAUGCAGUUAACCAAGCAGCUGAAAGAGAAGUUGUCUUUUGAGCAGCUAAUGAAAUCAGAAUUCGAACGCGAACUUGACAAGACGAAAGCAAAGCUUUCUGAGGAGCAGGAGGCAAAGGAAAAUCUCCAGGAAUUGCUUUGCAGGGACAAGAAUGUGGUGCUGGAGACGGAGAACAAGUUGAGAGAGCAAUUUGAUGACGUCAAACAGAAGGAGCAACUCAUGGAUGAACUUAGAUCCGAUUUGGAUACAGAGCGAAAGUGUUAUAAGAUUCUGUCCGAACGUCUGCAGUCUGAGCAAAGCCGAAUAGUUGAAUUACAGAUGAAACUCAAAGAAAGCGAAUCUAUUAUUAACUCCGACAAAGAAAUGUUGGAUAGUUUGAGAGACAAUUGCUUGAAAGGCGAAGAAAAACAGUUCGAGGUCCUGGAGAAACUGGAGCGAGCUGAGAGACUGAACAAAGAGAAAGACGAAGAGAUAAAUGCAUUGAUCAACGAGCUAGCAGCUGAGAAGAUACGAGUAGAGGAGCUUUUGGCCAACCUGGAAAGUGAGAAGUUUUCAAAGGCGCAAAUGGAAGAAAGAAUUAAAGAACUAGAAGAAACCACCGCGAGGGAUGAACUUCUAUUUCAGGAACUCCGAAGUAGAAUCGAUGCGGAGGUGGUGAAGAACCGUGAGAUUGCAGAACAACACGAUCAAGAGAAAAUCACUGGACAGAUUUUUCAGGAGAAAGUCCGGGAUCUAGAAGCACAAGUUGCUCAAGACAACGAGAUUUUUGAAGAACUCAAAAGAACAAUCGAGAUAGAAAGAGAGCAAAGCCGAAAGCUCGAUGAAUUACUUCGCGAGGAGAGAAAUGAGAUUGUACGACGUGACAAUGUUCUGACCGAGCUGGAGGGGCAGCUUUAUACUGAACGCAUAGCUAAGGAUGAAAUAAAGAGUCAGUUAGAAUCAGAGAAGCAAAGCAGCUUCGAUCUACACGAGCAGCUACGAACCAGUCGUGAGGAAGAGUAUAACAGAAAGGAAGUAGAAAGAAAACUCGCCGAGGAAAUGAAGUAUGAAGUCGAAGAGAAGCUUGCAAUCCAGGCAAGGAAGGCGGAAGAACUUGAAUCCAUGUUAGAAGCGGAAAAGUUGAACGUCCUUGAGAAGGACACCGCAAGACAAGAUUUGCAAAGAUCCGUGGAAAAAAGGGAUUUGUGGCUUGCACAAAUGGCUGAAGAACUCACAAAAGACAUGGAAGACAGCCAAAGUUCUACCGACGAAGAAAAGGAAAUACGUGAUCAGGAUGAGAAUUACAACUUGGGAGGACGUCGCGCCUGGGCCCAAGAGAGCGAUGAUCUUCCAGCCGUGUUAAGUCCGUAUGAUGACCUUCUAAACAAAAUAUUAGCUGGACGGAAUGUGAAAAGGAAUGUUAAACUCAAGUCAAAAGAACGGAAAAGGCGACUCGCUGAAAGAGAAAAACUGUUGGAGGACACAAGUAGAAUGUAUGAAGAUGAGAAGAAAUUAAAAGAAGAAAGACUUGCAGAACUUCAGGCCACCGAGGACAGGAUGAGAGUUUUUGAGAGCGAAAGGGACAAUUACCGAAAAGAUUUUGAUAAGCUCCAAGAAGAUCUGGACAGCGAGAGAAAUCGAAGUCACUCGUUUGAAGUUUUGCUGGCAGAGCAACAGAGAGCAAAUCAGGAUCAAAAUGAGCUCGUUAAAUCACUGGAAAAUAAAGUUGGCGAGGGAUUCAAGCGUCUGCAUGCUGCUACGGAGCAAUGCGAAGAACAGAUGAGAGAGAAUCGGGCAAGAAAGGAAGAAAAUAUCAAACUGCGAGACCUAUGUGAAGUGCAAGAAGAGAAAAUAGAAGAACUUAAUAAGGAACUUAAAGCCAUUGAAAUACUUUACAAAGAAAAGGAGAGCUUUGCUCGAGAUACCUCUGAUCAGGUGAACGAGCUCAGGAGACAGUUAGAUGAAGUAGAUAUUCUUUUGAAAGAGGAAAAACGAAAAGUAGAGAAGACGAGUGGGGAUGAUAGUACUGACGCAAGUCCAGAUCGUUGUGGAAGAAUGUCAGCAGAUAAGGACUCGAAAGAGGUUUUAAGCGACUUACGAGAGGAGGUAGACAACGUAAAGAAAAUCAUCAAUUACAAGUUAACUGAACUGAAUAGCCUUCGUCAACAGUUAAGUGGGAGAGGAGAAAGUCAAGGCCAACAGCUAUCUCUUAAGAAGAUGCAACACAGGGCGGAAAAGGCAGAAACUCAGCUUAAAAAGCUUCAAUCUUCCUACCAGCUUCUUCUGACAGACGUCGAGAUGAAGACGUUUUUAGUAGAGGAAGCUCACACCGAAGCUAAUAACUUGAGAAGUGCUCUGAAUGAAAAAGGGAAGAUCAUUAUAGAGUUGACAGAAAAGGCCAAGUCACCUAAACAAACCACAGUUUUCAGGGAUGAGAGCGAAAUCCAAAGACUGAGUACAUUAUUAAUGCAAAAAGAAAAGCUGAUUCAAGAUCUUAAUAAUGAAUACAAAUCGAAGCUCUCCAAGAAAGACGAAAAGCAAAGAGAGUUACAAGUAUCUAUUCAGAUUAUGAAGUCUGUCUACCAAGGACUGAAGGCGGAGAAGGAAAGAGAAGACGCGGCGAAGAAUGCCGAGAAAGCGAGGAAAAGCAAGGAAGACAUUAAUUCAGCGUUUGAGAUGGUACGUGACCUUCAGCAGCAAAUAGAUUCCCUUGAAGAAGAAAUUACUGGUCAUCAGCAGAUGGCAAAGAGCUUGAAAGAGGACGACAAACGCGCCAAACUACCGAACGAAAACGAAAAGACUUAUUUGAAGAGACGAAGUAGCCUGCGAGGCGUUGUUUCUUUGCAAAUCGACGAGAAGGAAAAGAAAUUGAAACGCCUCAAAAUAUUGCUGACUUCUAUUGAAAACCGAUAUGGGAAGGAAAUGGUGGAACUAAAGGAGAACGCAUCAGGCACCGAAAACGAGUCUCUAGCCGGUGAUAGCAUAGAGAACGAAGGAACACUCAAAAAGUCUCAAGAAAUCGUUUGUGAAAACACAUUGCCUCUACCAGAUUUGGUUGGAACGACAAACCAAUCCGCGCUCAAUGAAAGCAAGGGAACCAGCACAGAAUCUGACUACAUAGGCGAUGACGUACCAACGUGUUAUGACGCGAGCGUUCUCCUUCAGAAGAACCUGGAAGAUAAGCAAAGUCGUUCGCAGUUAAGCAAGAAAAAGUUGUUAUUUGGCUUUUUGAUUCUUGUUGUCGUUGUACCUUUACUGGCGCUUGGUUUUGGAUCAAAAAGGUCGGGUACUAUGCUUGCGUCUGUCCUAACUCCAGUUGUCCUUCUGCUUUUCGCCUAUCGGUUCAAGAAAACGGGACUUGGUAUCUCUGGCCAAGAUGCAAGUUUGAAGAAGAAGUUGACUGAUAAGGAAGAGCAAGAGAAAGUGCUUCUUGGCAAAAUCGAAGAAAUGAAGAUUCGUCAGGAGGGAGAUGCAAGCCUUAUUGAAGAGUUGAAAAGGCAGCUGGAAGAGGAGUUGGCCGAUAAAGAAGUUAAACGGGUGGAAGUUGAAGAGAUUAUUGCGAGCAAGGAAGCGAUGUCUAAUAAACAAAGGGAAUUAGAAGCAGAAGAUUUUGAAGCCAAAAUGAAGUUAGAGAUCGAAAAAACGAAGCUUUCUGAGGCCGAAAAAAUCAAAAGGGGAUUUGAAGAAUACAAACUGUUGAAAGAAGAAAUUGAUCACAUGAAGAGGCAGCGGGAAAAAGACAUGAAUGACAGACAAGCCAAGAUUGCAGAGCUCGAGAAGUUGGCCAUUAUUUCCGAAGAGAAGAGGGAGUAUAGAAUCAAAGCUAUCAACAUUUCCUUCUCCGCUAUUCCUAUUUGUAUUGCGUUUUCGGUGGUGCUGUGUCAGUUUUUCGGCUAUCACUUCUUGGUACCCUAUCUGACAGUUUGCAUUAUAACGACCUUCGCUGCUAACGCAUGGAGCACUAAAAGGAAAGUAGCUCAAAUGUUAAGGGAUGAGAGGCAAAACUUUGUAGAACAAAAUGAGGAAAUGGAUGAGAUGACGGAGCUCUUAGAUAGACAGUUUGAAGUUGUCAAGUCGCAGAAGUCGGCAAUUGAUAUGCUGGUGAAAGAAAUUGAGAAGGAAAAACAAGAAAGGAAGGAAAAGCGAAAUACACUGGCCAAGCUAAUUUGGCAGCUCCAAGAGAUGGAAGGAAUGCAAAACAUAAUCUCCAAACAGGCUCCCAAAGGAAGGGAAGUUACAGAGCUUGAAGUCGCCGUGCGGAGCAUAGCCGAGGAAAAGGCUCUAGCGAGAGCAAAGUUUUACAACAAUAUGAUACGCACAUUGAAAGAGAUAAACGCUGAUGAAGAAGACGACGAUGAAAUGACAGACGAUCUAUGUGGUGCAGUGCAGGAACUAGCCGGUUACGCCGAAGAUCAACUUGAAGAACAGAAGAAGCGGGAGUUGGAAAAAGAAAAACCACAGCCUGUGCGGAAGAAGACACAAGUUCCAUGGAAAGCAAUUACUUUUACCGCUCUCAACAUUGGAGCAUUAGCAGCUUCCUUGGCCCUUCAGUCAUAUUUAAUUACAGCGCUUGUAGCUCUGCAAGCUUUGAUCUAUGGUCUGCAACGAAGGGGAGGCUCAGUGGAUCAACUCAAGGAGAAGCUUAGACGAGAAGCUUUUCGAAAUCGAUCACUGCAGCUGGAAAUAGAGAAGAUGAAGACAUUACUGGAGACAGAGAAAACGUACAAGAUGUCUGACGAAUACGCGCUGGAAAUCAAAGAGAGAAGGAAAACGAGGAAGUCAAUAAAAACCAGGGGGUAAAUUACCCAAAGCGAUUACCUAAAAUGCGAUAACCGAGUUUGUCUCCAGACAAUAUUUCAGAAUAUAGAGCAUAAUGUGUGAUAGAAGCGAGCUUACAAUUACAAAUGAUGAUUGAAAUGUGGAGGUAUGACCCAGGUAGGGAAUGGUCACUGUUACCAGCCGAUUAACGCGACAUCGAUAAUUACCUUGAUUAUAGCUUACCACCCUAUUUCAUGUUUCUUUUUUUUUUUUUUUUUUUCUUGGAAUUUGACGGUUUUAAUAUAAGGAUAUUCCUUGGAAGCGUAACCUGUUUUGUCUUGUCGGUGCUAAGCAACAUUUGUUAUUUACAACGGAUUUUUCACAGUACAAUACUGUUUACAAAAUACGUGGUGCUACCUGCAAUCCGACCUCUAUAUUCAAAAGCAAGUCACGACUCCGUCGUUAUAUUUGCAUGUACGACAAGUUUUAAGGACGUUCGGGCGAUAGAUUUUUUUUAAAUUUUUGCUGCAGUCAGAUAAUGAGUUACUCGUGUCAGAAAUGCAAACAAAUUGGGGGUCCUCGACUUUGGUUCAGAGAUAAAGCGUGUGGAAAACUACCCUGAUUUUGAAAAAUUUGGGCACGUAAUUCAGCAUGGUCUA